Plectropomus leopardus (leopard coralgrouper) is the source of this 6168-nucleotide messenger RNA. RefSeq lists its product as uncharacterized. NCBI's taxonomy places the organism in Eukaryota, Metazoa, Chordata, Actinopteri, Perciformes, Serranidae. Gene Ontology annotation, biological process: cell differentiation. The record is from RefSeq and is a predicted model, not a curated record.
CUUCUCCUCACUUCCUCUCUGCGGUCCACUGGAGCGUCCACAGACAAACACCACCGACGGUGGGAGAGGUUAACUUCAACUCCAACGUCCAAACAAACGGGGCUGUACUCGCGGGUACCAACAAAUCCAGACUCCAGUCGCUUCCUGAAGAGCUUUUCCCGGAAAUGGUUCACCUGAAGUUUUCCUGCGGACGGUGAAAGUUUGGGAGUUGGAGAGGAAGGAGACGCAGCAGGGAGACGCUUCAAAUGGAGAGAGGGUGAAACUGCCCAUCUGGAUCAAUAAAGUUCAUCAAGAGCGUAACUCCAGUGUGAGGUGGUAUGUCAAACCGUGACUCGAUGGGGUUCGGGGACAUGCUUCCCCAGGACGUGGUCGAUAUUUUUGCCCAGGAGAAGCACGGCAAAAGGGGCCAUAAGAAGCGCAGUCGCUCCCUGGGCCGGGCUCUGGGCUGGCUGAAGGGCAAGAAGAGGAAGGAACUUAGUGCUAAGGGGCAGGGCCUGAGUCUCGGUCCUGCACUUGACUUGGCUUUUGACGUGCACCCUGCUGGACAUCAGGGUGGACACAAGGGAGGACAGAAGUCAGGAAGGCAGGCACAUCCACAAGGUAACGGUCAUGCUGUCCCAAAGCGAAAUGAUGAUGACGAGACCCCAGCUCCCCCAGAGCUCCAGGAGAACGUGUUCAUCGAGGCCAGCAGGCCCCAGUACCUGGAGAACCUCCACACUGAGGCCCUGGAGGGAUUGAAAAUGAUGCAGCAGGAAGAAACCAAUAAUGGAAUGGAGUUCCAGGACAAUGAAAGCGCAAUCUCAACAAUAGCAUCCCACACAGACAGGGAAGAUGCAGGGUUUAUGACCGACAGCACCAUUGCUGAUACAACUUCUGUCGUCUCUGUACAAUCAUCUGUGUCCACAAGAUCUUCCCGCUCUGGACUAACCAGGCAAGCAUCAACAUUCAGACCCUUAAACUCUGGAGAAAAGUCAGAAAAGAGCAAGAAAAGGAGAAGACACAGAAAGACGGUUGGAGGUAUCCCGCACCAUGUUCAGCGAGAACUUGGCCUGGACAGAGCAGGUUGGACACUGACUCAGAGGUUGGAUGAGGAACAGCUUUAUAAUGGUGAAUCUGAUGUUAGCCCAACCACUGAUGGGCUACAGCCGGCAGCAGAGUCACAAAGGGGAGCUGGUGCCAACCCUCCAGACAUCAGUGUCAUCCAUCCACUCAGCAAAAACCAAAUUGAGCAGCUUGCUGAUGCUCGUCACAGGGAUGACCUGGACCUGCUGCACCGCCUGGGCCCUGACAUGUCAGAUGGGCAGAGGCCUCAUUCCCUGGCCGUUCCCUGGAUGACUACUGCCAACAGCGUCCAGCAGGAGCUGCCCAGCCCUGUUAUGACCAUGUCACCCCAGGCUGCCUACAUGUCCAAAAUCAUUCCCAAUGCCGUGUUGCCACCUUCCAUUGACGUACUGGAAAUCAGCCGUGGAAGGAGUCGCAACAGCGUCCGCACCGUCAGCAAAAGCAGCCUGCUGGUGUCCAGCCCGGCCUCCUCCCGUGCUUCCUCCAGAACCUCCAAUAUCACCUCCGUUUCCCGCCAAAACCCUUCCAAUAUGUCCGACAGCUCUUGUUGGAGCAAUUCCGAGUCCUCGGAGACCUUGGUAUCUGACUCCUCGACCAUCUCCAGGAGCAGCACCCCCAGGCAGAAGAGGUCGCAGAAUGGGGACGCCACUGCUAAAGAGGACAAAAUCAGUGUUCAAGGUGGCAAGGUCAUUAUUAAGGGAGACGAGGUUAAGAAAGAGGGGCAGUUUGGGCGUAGCCUCUCUGUCAUGAAGGCAAAGAGGGCUCCUCCACCUCCGAGCCGCUCCUAUUCCCUUCACAAUAAGAUGAAACGACGAUCACGUGAUCUGGCGGAGGUCAGAGUCAACUCAAGGGAAUCUUCUCUCCAUAACAUUGCAGCAUCUGGUGAGGAAAAUGAGAAAAACAAAUCUGGAUCCUCUCCGAUGCCCUCCAGACCCAUAGACAGCCCUGGAUACAAUGCAGACACCAGCUCUCUGGACGACUCUGCAGGUUCUGUGUCGUUCAGUCCCAUCAGAUCCCAGCUGCAGGCACAAAAGGCAGAGGAUGCUGCAAAGGUUGAGGUUGAUGCUUUACAAGGGAAGAAGAAAACACUUCAGGAGAAUAAGCUAAGCAAAACAGUAUCUCCGUCCAGUGGCUACUCCAGCCAAGAUGCUUCUAAGCAGUCCCACAGCUCAUCUCCGAGGCACAAGAGAGGCAUCUUUGCAAAGCUUCAAAGGUUAUUUCCAGGGUCCACCCCUGCUGCUUCAACUGCGUCCUCUCUCACCCAGCAACAGGAUCUCAAACCUGAUACCACAGUUGAUACUGUGAGCCCUUCUGUCAGGGCCCUGAGAGAACUCUUCAACAUCCCUCCACAUCCUAAAAUCCACGCACCUCCACCCCCUCCUCCAGAGGUAUGGGCUCACAGCAGGCGGUCUGUUGAGCUGCUGCUGGGACCCCCGGUACCUGAUAACCUUCAGGCCAUCAUAAAGAAGAAUCCUAAGGACAGGAGACAACAGAGGCAGUCUCCGUCUGCAUCUACAGAGAGCUCUGUGAAGAGCUUGGUGGUAGAAAGAAAGCAAAAGAAUCCGGUUGUAACAGUGGAGUCUGUUAAUGGAUCCCUACAUGUACAGGAGACAAAGAAAGUUCAAGAAAGUGCAGAGACACACAAAGAGAAUGAUGAUCGACUGGCUGAGCAGAAUGUUGAUUUGAAAGGAAAUAGCAGCAUUGAGAAAGUAAGAGUAAGUGACAUUAUAAAUGGGAUGUUAGUGAAGGCUGUAGAAAAACGCGAAGGACGGCUGGCAGCAGCGAGAGAAAUAGAAGCCAAAAAGGCAUCCACACAAGCUACAGGGGUCAACAUGGAUACGAUACCCGCCAUUUCAUUAGCACGCAUUCCGCCAUCUCCCUCUCCUCCUCCGGCACACCAUCCUCCCCAACCACCUGCCAAACAGAUCACACCUGUAUCCCCCGAGUCGUCCUGGCCUCCACCACCUCCACCAAUGGCACAAGUGGGUCUGAGAGGGCCCGAUGAGAUGGACUUCCCUCUUCCACCUCCCCCAAUGUUUGGGGAGGUAGGGUUAGUCAUACCUGUCCAGGUGCCUACAGAGAGAUUGAUUUCUGGUGGCGACUCCUCUUGUACGUCUAAUAUAUCAGUGGUGAAAACAGAAUGUGUUCAGGUGACUGCAGAGGCUGAACAGAAGCCAAGUGCAUCCAAGGAGAUUGUACCUCAGCCUUUGAUUAUCCCCCCGCCUCCACCAUAUUCAGCUCCACCUCCACCACUUAAAGCGGUCUCCCCUCCUACAACUAGAAAGGUCUCCCCUCUACCGCCAAUUCAGGAGGUUUCUCUUCCACCACCACCACUUAAGGAGAUUUCUCCUCCACCACCACCACUUAAGGAGAUUUCUACUCCACCACCACCACCACCACCACUUAAGGAGGUUUCUCCUCCACCACCACCACCACUUAAGGAGGUUUUGCCUACACCACCACCUCAUGAGGUUUCUCCUCCGCCACAGUUCAAGGAAAUUUCUCCCUCCACACCACCUAAAGAAGUCUCUCCACCACCACCAAAGGAAGUUUCUCCUCCAUCGCCACCUAAGGAGACUUCUUGUCCAUCACCUAAAGAAAUCUCUGCACCACCAAAAGAGGUUUCUCGCCCUCAGUCACCUGAGAAGGUCUCUCUUCCUGCUGCACCUAAUGAUGUGUCUCCUGUUAGGCCCGAAGAGUCCACUCCUCCUCUUGUUCAAGAAGCCCCCCCUCCACUCAUCAAAGAUGUCUCUGUCACAAUGGUCACAGUGGUGUCUCCUCCACAAGUUAAGGACGUCUCUCCUCCACUGGUUGUUGAGGUCACCCCUCUGCCUCCUAAAGAGGUCUCCACUGAGGAAGUUUCUCCUCCAUCUUCUGAAGACAAUUCCCCUGAAGAGGUGACACCUAUCAGCAAGCUCGCUCCACCAGAAAGUAUUCCACCUCCACCGCCACUUCUGUCACAACCAAAUUCAUCAGCGCAGGAAACUAAUCUUCCACAAGUGAGCAUCCUAUACAAGUCUGAACCAAUCCCAGGUUCAUCUAACAGUAUUCUUACUCCCCCUCAGAGUAUUCCCCCUCUGCCUCCCAUACAGCUUCUCCACCAACAUCAGGUUGUACCCACAAAUAAUGGUCUUGAAACCCAAGAGGCCUCUCCCCCACCAACUUCUGAAGUUCCUGUCGCACCAGCUCUUGAAAACUCUUUGCCAGAAAAGGCUCAAGAACCUGCUCCCCCUCCACCUGUAAACAUUCCUUUGCCUCCACCUUUACCUGCGCAGGGUCUUGCCAGCAUUAAGGAGCAGCCUCGUCCUGUAAGCACAGAAAAGCAAACCCCAGAGGUGACAUCUGCCCCUGUUGUACAGGAGGGAUCCACUCCCAUUGUCACCCCCACCCUCCUGCAGAUGGUGAAGCUGCGGUCAGUCAACAGCAGCCCUGAGCCUCCUAAAGCUCAGGAGCCACCAGAAGCUGAGGUCACGAUGAGGAAGCAGCAGCCCACUAAUCCGGUCCCAACCUCAUCUACCAGUGGUGAGGCGCCUCAGAAGCCCAUCAGAAGGUCUCUGAUCAUCAUCUCUCCACCAUCCACUUCUCCACCACCUGCUUCUCCUCCCUCCACCUCUCCACCUGCUAUAGUUACUGCACAACCAGCUCUGCCCAAGUCCCACUCUGUUUUGGUUCUACCUGCAUCUUCAUCCACAGUUGUCUCCCCUACUAAAAAGUCUCCCCCCGCCAUGACCGCCUCUCCCUCCAUGAACCUCCAGGAGGCCAUCCGCCUGAGGACAGCAGCCAGAUCAAAAGAUGGCACUGCAUCUCGCCUCAGCUUGCACUCACCAACAUCACCAGUAGACCUCCGAAAGUCCCCCUCCCCCUCCCCCUCCCCCUCCAACACAGCAAGCUUUAUCUUCUCAAAGAGCAACAAGAGGGUGGUGAUUGAUACCAAGCCGGUGCCUGAGACGACUGUACAGAAGAAGCUUGAGGUUUCGUCUGUAGCAAAGGUGGUGAAUGAAGCUGAGUCAGUGAAGAAGGGAGUCAAGGUGCCACCACCUGUUGCGAAGAAACCCAAAUCAAAGGGCAAAGAGAUUGAAAGCAGUGAAGGGAUGGCACAAACUGCAGGACAGGAAGCACUGCAAGAGAGCAUCAAGAAUGCUGCAGAGAAAACAAAUGGGACAGCAGGUACUGUUGAAGGAGGAGGGACGCCAUCAGCAUGAUCGUAAAGACUGAAGGAGACCUGGGAAGGACUUAACCAAUAACACUGAAUUUGCUGGAAGUUGGUCUUUGUGUCUGAGACAAGAAACUGGAUUUGGAAAGAUGAGAUGCUUAUUUCAAAGAUUGCGUUUGGAUAAGUUGUGGAUUUUAAAGAAAAUCCUUUAACUUUAAUGUUAAUGGUGUGGGUCUUAAUUUUCUCAUGUACUCAUUUUGGAGUUUUGUAAGAGUGAAUACAACAUAUUUUCUUUUGCCUGUGGGUCUUCUGAGCUUUACCAUUGCUAGAGACGGGAACAUAUCGCCCUCUAGUGUCAAACAUUGAUUGUACCACUUACGUCCUGCUGAAUCAGAGCUUUAGUCAGUACUCGUGUCAAUGGGACUUUUGGGCGCUCAUCUGUAAAUAUAGCUUGAUUUUGUACAUUUAACACAUCCAAGAAUGAUGGAUCUGUACUACAGAGUUCUGUAUUUACUCCAAAAACUUUUCCACACCAAUUAUAUUUGUUGAAAAAUUAUAUUAAUUAUCUUAAGUUAUUUUUCCUGUUUUCACGUUCAGAGAGUCUCUACAGACACAAUGUCUACUUUGCAGUGCUGUGUUACACCCAAAUAUCCUUUAAAUCAUGUUUGUUUGUGUAGCUCUUAAUCAUCUCCAAAUUUACAUCCUUCUCAAAAAUCCCAUGUCCUUUUAUGAUUCAAAGCUCUCUAAAUGUGCAACCAUUCAUGUCACAAAUAAAUGAGCAGACAUGUUAUUUCAGAGCACAUUUUCUGCUGCGUUUAGUUAGUGUGUUACUAUUCAAGCAGUGGGAUAUAUCUGUGUUGGACUAUAAUAUAUUUCAAGCUGGUUUCAGACACUGUAAUGUAAUAAAUCAUUUAUAAUGGAAAGAAUAAAGAUUUAUGGACAGAUCAAACUCA